AUGCCUGGGGCUGCUCAGAGGGUGCUGGAGGUGGGGGCUGUGGAGUGUUGUGGGGGUGUCCAGGAUACAUGUGGGGUGCUGGAGGUGCUCCCUGACCCCUGCCCUGUGCUCCAGGCAGGGGUCCCGGGGGGAAAUCCAGCGGAUGUCGCGACAGAGGCCACGACGGGCGAGGGACGUGUGCAGGCGCUGCAGCGGGAGGUGCAGGGGGUCACCAGCAUCAUGACCCAGAAUGUGGAGCGCAUCCUGGCGCGGGGCGAGAACCUGGAGCAGCUGCACAGCAAGAGCCAGGACCUGGAGGCCACGUCAGAGCACUUCCGCACGACGUCCCAGAAGAUGGCCCGGCGCUACUGGUGGAAGAAUGUAAAGCUGCUCAUCAUCCUCGGCCUCGUGGGUGUCAUUGUCGUUGUCCUCAUCAUCCUCCUGGCCACUGGCACCAUCCCCACCUAGAGCCACAGAGACACAGCCACGCCCAGGCCCAAAUACAGAUGGGGGGAAGAACCAGCA
Messenger RNA from Ficedula albicollis (Collared flycatcher), 504 nucleotides. RefSeq names its product vesicle associated membrane protein 8 (gene VAMP8). Gene Ontology annotation, biological process: vesicle-mediated transport; vesicle fusion; SNARE complex assembly. The record is from RefSeq and is a predicted model, not a curated record. Gene Ontology annotation, cellular component: plasma membrane; SNARE complex. The coding region runs from base 1 to 447 and encodes 148 amino acids. The transcript is spliced from 3 exons. Gene Ontology annotation, molecular function: SNAP receptor activity; syntaxin binding. NCBI's taxonomy places the organism in Eukaryota, Metazoa, Chordata, Aves, Passeriformes, Muscicapidae.